AGAGAGAGAGAGAGAGAGAGAGAGAGAGAGAGAGAGAGAGAGAGAGAGAGAGAGAGAGAGAGAGAGAGAGAGAGAGAUUCUAAUACAUGCCAAAAUCCAAGUCCAAGUUUAAUUUGGCCAAGUAUAGCCUGUUUGUGAUCUUUUGCCUGUAGGUGCCUCUGGGGGCAGUUAGUUGUGUCUACAAACCAUUUGCCAUUGUUGCACCUCCCUAGCAAAGCAGGACAUUUGAUAUUGUUCAUUAAAUAUCUUAAUAUAUAGCCACCACAGCCAAGUCCGUGGUGCCUGCAGGGUGAUAGGCAGUUGAGUAAAAGAAGUGAAUUAUAAAGUCAAGUGCCACUGACUGCGCGGUUAUUUUAUUUUGUUUAAUAUUCCCUGACUGCGCGCAGUGCUGCUGAGACUCGACAGUGCGAGCGUCAAUAAUGUAUGGAUGCUAAGAGAGUGGUUUCUGGAAGAAAAAUACAGCUGUGGACAGUAUUUGGCAGAUGCAGAGAUUUGCAAGGACUGUAUCGUUAAAUGAUGUUAGUGGACUAGCGGUCUUCGGUGAAAUAUAAAGGAGUAAAAAGCCAGGUGUUUUCUGUGAGGAGGAUUCAUGCUCGCUCUGCUGUGUACAGCUGCUGCUGAUUCCCCCCUGGCCGGUGAGUAACCCUCUCUCUUGCCGAAUCUCUACAUAUGGGAGACACUGGACCGUAUGGCGUGCUAUUACCUUGUCAUCAGCUCCACGCAUCUCAGCAAUGGCCAUUUCCGAAGCAUUAAGGGAGUUUUCAGGGGGCCCCUCUGCAAGACUACAGGGACUGAAUUACCGGAUUAUGCUGAAAAGGAGAAAGCCAUAGCGAAAGCUCUGGAGGAUCUGAAGGCUAAUUUCUACUGUGAAUUAUGUGACAAGCAGUACCACAAACACCAGGAGUUUGACAAUCACAUAAAUUCCUAUGACCAUGCUCACAAGCAGAGGCUGAAAGAAUUAAAGCAAAGGGAAUUUGCUCGCAAUGUUGCUUCCAAGUCCUGGAAAGAUGAAAAGAAACAGGAAAAAGCACUUAAGCGCCUCCAUCAGCUGGCUGAGCUACAGAAGCAGUCUGAAUGUGGUCCUGGAAGUGGUCCAAUGUUUAGAGCCACCACAGUUGCCGCAGACGACCAGCAGCAGGAGAGAACAUUCACAGACAAGGAUGAUGGGAAUGGAGAUCGCUACAUACUUAUUGGAGAUGGAAACUAUAUGGCUGGCACAACCUCCAAUAACCCACUGGAACUUCCUGUCACCAGAGAACAAUUGCACAAAUCAUUUGGAAAGAUUGGUAUACAGUUAGCUACAGAUUUCAACAACCAAAGAGCGGGGGUCUCAUUUUGCUUCUCUAAAAAGGCCCAGAUGAAGCUAGAGUCAUCUGCAUCAGUUUUCAGUGACACCACAGAGGAGGCCAAUGAUAGAGAAGAGCUACACAGUCAGAAAGGAAAGCAAAUAGCUGAAACAUUUCGAGCUCACAUACCUUCACCAGGAGAUCCUGCAGAUGACAAAGAACCAAAAGAACAACAGAUGGACAACACAACACAAAACAAACAGGAAAAAGACCCUGAAUUCUACCAAAGUGUGACCUCACAUAGCAUAACUGACAAGGGAGAUUCUCCCUUAAUAGUCUUCACUGGAUCUUUUGAAAACACUGACUUAGACAAAGGACUACCAGGGUUAAGCCACAGUCCUGAGGCAGAUUUAGACAAUAAUGAAUCUAAUGCAUCCAACUGUUUUGCAGCAAGAGAUAACAGCAGUAAAGACACACAUGCUGAGGGAGACUCAAGCUAUCAACAAAGAAAGGUUCUCAUUGAGGAGUUCCUUGAUACUGAGCCAGGCACACAAAUGACCUUUGAUUCAGACAAGGUCAAACCUGAAGAAUCCUUGGGCAAUAUAAGUGUAGCUUAUAUGAGUGAUGAGUGUGCUUUUAAACAGGGAUGUGGGGAAUCAAGUAGAGUGACUAAAACAAUAGGGCCCUUCCUUGAUGUUCUAAGCAAAGAUGGAGCUACGAUGUUGAAAUGGCCAUCUGAACUGUUACUGCAUACUAAGACUGAACCCUGCAUUUCAUAUAGUUGCAACCCUCUAUAUUUUGAUUUCAAACACUCAAGAAAAAAGCACAUUACACAAGAUGGCACACUGUCAGUAGAGACAGAAUACUGUAAUGUAGACAUGGUGGAUGAAGAAAGCAAAGAAACUAUUGUUGAGUUGCAAACUCACAAUCAGGAAACAAAUCAGUCAGAUUUCUUCAAACCAAAGAAGGAGAAACAUUACAAAGCACACCAAACCCUGAAACUAAAAUUAGAAGCUGUUAACAAGGCAAGCAGUAGUUGUAAGCACAAUAUCAAAUCUAAAGAUGGAAGAGGUUAUAGACAACAUGAUGUGACACACAAUGAAAGCGUGAAUGCAAAAAGGUUUGGCUUUAAGAAACGGAAGAGAUCUCUAAAUGAUGAAUCUUCAAAUGAAAGUGACGUGGCAGAGCAAAGUAAAAAAAAUAACAAUCCAUUUUCCCCUUCAGAGGAUAUCGGCCAAAAUUUUAAUGAAGAAGCACCUGAAAGUGACUGUCGGUUGAAGGCAAAGAAUAAUUUUUUGGACUUUAUUUCUAAUAGUGGAGAUUCUAAAAAGGAAAUCUACAGAAAGUCUCUUAGUGAUAAGUCAAGUUCCUAUAGCAGCUAUUCGGAAAUGGAUACUGAUAGCGAGUCUUCGAGGUAUUCAUCCUCUUUUGAUUCGUCUCACAGGUCAUCAUCAGAAAGAGGUUCCAGUUACUCCAGAACUUAUGGUGUCACAUCCAGUGGCAGAACUUACUCCAGUUGUAGAUCCAGUGAUGAUAGUACAAGCAGCAACUCACAUCAUUGUUCAGCCAGAAAGUCUCAUCAAGAUUACAAGAAUACCCAUCGGCAUAAAAUGAAAAACUGUUCCUCGUCUUCUGAGGAGACCAAUGAUGAUGAUGAGUACUUCAGAUACAGCAGAAGCAGGGAUAGGAAAAGAAGCAGGGAGCAUGGGACAACUCAGAGCCGAAGUAGAACUUCACACAGUAGCAGCACUUCUGGUCAAAGUAGUGACUGGAAAAGAUGUUCCAAUCCACGUUCCAGGUCCAGUAGAAGAAGCCAUCGUUCCGAUAAAUCCGGAUCUAAAUCUAGGCAUUCAAGCAGCAACAGUGACAAGAAGUUAAGUCAGAGGAGGUCUAGGUCAUUUUCGAAACUCCCAUUAGCUAAGAACAGAGAGACGGUUAAGGACACAGGAAGACAACACCAAACUGAAACAGGAGAUCCUGCGCAGAACUGCAGCAGAAAGCAUGCAGUCAAUUGUCAUAAGAAAAUGUUUCCAGCUGAUAAAACUAAUGAAGGAAAAAAUCUUCUUGAAAAAUUCCAUCCCAAGGAACCUUAUGAAGAGAAGACACAUCCAUCAAAAGCAUUGAACAUAAGCAGUGUAAAACUGAAGGAUCCACCCCAGGUUUACUUUGGGUCUCGAAUCCCAUCACUGCUCACCAACGCACCAGCAUUACCCUUAAUUGGAAAAUUGCCUUCUGCCAAAAAAAGUUGCAAGAAAGAUGAGCACAAUAGAAAUAAAAGCAGAGAUAAAGUGGAUGUUCAUAAAAGCAAUGCAACGGGGGCUCUCAUUGGUCCUAAACAGUCUGAGACUCGUCUUCCUGAAGGGGAAGUCACAGAGUGCAAUCUUCAGAGCUCAGAGGUGGUGCUGAUUGAAGGGCAACUGCUACACACUGAAGGAAAUGAACUCAGUCUACAGAACUACUGCCCGGUCCUUCAAGGACUGCCUGAGGCAUGUUCCUUUUCUGUUAAUUCCACUGAGGAGCAGAAAGCCCAGUUAUCGAAUAUCGGAAAACACUUUGCUUCAAGGGAAGGCUCCCCACAGUAUCCUUUAAAGACUAAAAUGCAGAACAUGGAGGAAACAGAGCUUCAGUUUGAGAACUCAAAAUGCGUUUCGCCGCCUCUGACUGAACAGCCCAUAACCUUCACACCGGAUGAAAUCGACAAGUAUAGAUUGCUGCAGCUCCAGGCUCAGCAGCAUAUGCAGCAGCAGCUGCUGGGGAAGCAUGUGAAGGUACUACCAUCUCCUACUGAGGUACCCACUUUCAGCCCUGCGCCGGCCUUUCAAACAAUCCCUAUUCAGCAAACCAAUCCCAUUACAAGCAUCCGCCAGGCGCUCAUUCAGCACCAUGCGCUGGCAGCCUUUACAUCUGCCCUGCACCCCCAUGGCAGCCUACAGCCCUUGGCACACAUUCACCCUUUCCCUCAGCCACACUUUAAUCGCAUUUCUCUUUCCCCAUUUGCUCCAGCAAUUUUUCCUGCCCACCCAGCUGCUCUGCUGGCAGGCCACCCCUUGCAUUUUGUUCCUGCGUCCUCCUUCCACCCAGCCCAUCUGGCUCUUCAUCCAAUGCCACACAGCUCCCUUUUUCCCGCCUUAAUAGCUCCUAGCCCAGUCAUGGCAGCUGCUGCUGCUGCUUCUGCUCUCCAUCUACACCCUUACUUUCAUACUCUUUUCCCAGGGCAGGAUUUGCAGCCCCACUCUGGCCCCAGCACUUGAGUGCACACACACCUCUUAGUGAAUAUGUAGCUGUGGCCAAAAGUUUUGCAUCACCCUAUGGAAUUAACUAAAAUUGAUUCAUAAAGUUGAAUGAAACAUAUACGUUAACAUAUUUAAUUACAUGCCGCUUUGUAGUCUUCCAUGUAAUUAACGAAAAACUGACAAAAAUUGAAAAAUGUGACAUUUCGUAAUCUAACAUGAAAUACUUUACUACUAUUAUGACUUUUACGAUAUCAUUUUGUAGUUUCUUUGAUUACAUGAUGUUAAAUAAAAUAUCUAAAUUAUGUUCAUAUAUUUUUUUUUGUUUGUUUUUUCUAAUCCUAAAAUUCAAGGUGAUGCAAAACUUUUGGCCAUAGAUGUAUAAGAAAAUGUUAGAAGUCUCUAUAUUGAUUUACUGACUAAAACUGACAGCAUUUUGACCCUUGACAGCCAUAUAAAUAUUGUGAGGGUCUGUGGCUCCAAUCUUUGAUUGAGGCUGCGACCGAAGUAUUCUUUGUGGGUUGUGGUUCCUGUAUAGCUUUUCAAAUAAAAUGUAUAGAUGAUGGAGAAAUCUGUUGGUUUCUGAAGAUGCCUUGUGCACUACAGAGUUUUCCCAUCUUGGUAAGGCCACCUACCUUUAUUAAAAAUGCCUAUUAUAGGAAAUAAUACAUAAGGAUGUUUUUUCCUCAGUGUAUUUUGUUGGCCUGUGAUAAAGUAUAUAGUAGUAUUCUUUGUUUGGAGAAACUUGAGUAUAUAUUUUUUUUGUUUCUAGUGCUUUAUAUUCUAGAGUGUCAGAAAAAUAAAACUGUUCAUACAGUUUAUGUGACAUAUUUUGUUAUUACCUGUAUUCGUGCAAAACAUCAACACACACAUAUUUUAUUUUUCCCAAAUAGAUUUCCUUGUGUUUUUCAAAACUGAAACAGCUGCUAUAAAGGCAGGAUAUACAUUUGGAUUUCAGAAAAGUAUUUUAGCAAAUGUAUGUUUUUUUUUGUGCUUUGCAUCGGCACAAAACACUGAAACUGACUACAGUGCAGAAUAUUACAGAGGCGUUAAAGAGCAUUGAAUGGAAUUUAAUGUGGCACAUAGGCAGUUUUAACAGGGUUAGGGUUAGGUCAAAUGUAAACGCAGCAUGCAACUUUACAAUUGUCUUUUAAACUGAAUGUAAUGAGUUUAUACUUGGCUGUUUACAGUAGUAUGGUCAUUUUAUUAGACAAUAUGUAAACACUUGUAUUUUUAUGUCAGACGAUCGUGAGCAGUCAGCAAGUAAACUGAAUUGCACUGACUAAUGUACCAGUAUAUGAAAUGCUGCUUAUUAGGCACUCCCAUUUACAGGAUUGUAGUAUGAUGCAAUAAUAUAUUUUUCAAUAUAUAUAUAUAUGUACUGUACUUUGUAAUGUAAAUACGAUUAUUGCUGAUGUGAGGUGCACAACACUGUAAGAUAUUCUGUAUGAUACCCUUUUAAGAUCAUUUUUGUUUACUGUUAUUUUCUUGCAGAUAUUUGUUAGUACUUAAAAGUGUCUGUAAAGGAAUGUGAUGGAAAAAUAUUAAAGGUUAAUGUUAUUUGAACAAUAAUCCCUUUUUUAUAUCACAUUACUUAUUAUUAUUACACAUAGUAUUUACAUUGUAGAACUGCCUGACCUUCUAGAGCUCACAACCAACUCUCAUGCUGCCCUGCUCAACAUAGGGUAUGUGCUAUUUAACCGAGUUCCUUUUUAACAAGAGCAGAUAACCAUACACCAGAAAUACACCUUCCUCACAGUAGAUGCACAAAUCUGUGUAAAAUGAAUAGAUAGCAAUUAAAAAAAAAAAACUUUAACUAUGAGUGAAAUUUACAACCAUCCUAAAAAAAAAGUGAACGACUUGUUUGAACUUGAGUACUACUGAAAAGUGAAGGGGCCAUGCAAAAGUCAUGAUAAUAUAAAAUGAUAUAUAAAAUAUAUUAGGUCCGUUUUUUUAAUGAACAACAUGUUAGAGAAAGCUGGUUUGUUGAAGGUAGUAACAUUUUCAAAAUCCUCUUUGAGGUUUGAAAUAACCAAGCUUAAAUUUACUGCAACUAGUUUGGAAUAAAACUUCUGGUAAUUGCACUGUAGAGCAGCUAAACGUGAAUAUUUUGUAGAAGAUGCUUUGAAAACAGCCAUUACAGCAGAAUAGACAUCACUGACAUAGUGCUCUAAUUUAAGGCAUAAUUUACACCCCUGAAAUGCAUAGAUCCAUACAUCAAUGAAUUUUGAGUAAAAUCAGGCUCCUACGAAGUCCAUUGACUCCCCUAAUUAGUCACUGAAAUAUAAAUUAUAACCAGGCUGAGGCCAGGGGGUUGGCAUCUGGUGAGGGUAAUGGCUAAGACUUAUGACCUUCAAUGCAACAGGCCCAUGCUGUAAUUACUGAGCUCAUAACAUGAGGCUAAUGUUUUGCCUUCAUGCCAAAACCAUGGGACAUAAGUUCAAUAGUAUCACAUGUAUUAAAAAUAUACAUUAGUUGCAACUGGUGCAAAGAAAAUGAUAUUUCCUCUACUCGGCACUGUGUGUGGACACCAAAGACAUGUUAGAGUUGUUUGACUUCUUUUUUCUUUUGCAACACAAAGCUGUUUUUUGUUUGUUCUAAAACCAUCAAACCCAUUUGAUUCUGGUCUGCUGCCAAAGGAAACAAUCUUAAGUCUGUCCCAUUGGAAGAUGGCAUAAGUAAUACAGUUGCAGACAAAAGUAUUGACAGUCUAUGCCUAUUAUACCAUAAUUCAAGGUAACAGAUUAAGGACAAGUAUUAAGUAAACUUUAAAACACUUUAGAAAAACAAAAAAAAUAAUCCAGACUUAUUUCAUUUGAGGCAUUCGUUCAUGAGAAAAAUAUUAACACCCCUGCGUUAGUGUUUUUUCAUGUGUCCUCCUUUUCUUCAGCUCAGACAGAUUGGAUACACAAUGCUUGGCUACAGCUUUUUUAUUUAACUUUCUAUUUAACUGUGCGUACUAGGUUUUCUUCAUUGAAGGCUUUCCCUUUUUUCUCCAAACAUACUGUGGUCCAGUUAUAUUCAAGUCUCAUUGGACCAGAGAAUUUUGUUGAAUAAUGUUUCAGAUUCCUGUUCAUAUUUCUUGGCAAAUUAUAGACAGUUUGCAACAAGGUCUACAUGCAUACAACUCUUCUGUGUUCAGAUACCUUUGUACAGUUCUUUCAUGCACUAUAAUGCCUGAUGCUUCUAAAUCUUUCUUUAAGUACUGUAGCGUGUGGGUCAUAAUAUCAUUCUGUGUAUGAAAUUAACAGAAAUGGAUUACAAAGGGGAGUCCUAAGCCAUUCUCUGUGUCCACUUGGUUUCUUUUAACAAACUCUGCCACUGACAAAGAAUGCUUUUAAAAAGAGUCAUAAACUAAAUACUGGACAAGUGAUUUAUCUUCACCAGCGCUGAAUAAAUUCUGUGGCACCGGCGGUGUCUUUCAAAAGGUGAAACCAGACGGUUUUGGACUGCCUUGACACUAUUGAGAGAGAACAGGACCCCUCAUAAAUACAACUGACGGGGCGAAACAGCGGACCAACUGAGAACACUGGGACUCUUGGAACGAGAACAACAAAUGGUAAACACCCCACUUGGACACGAGCACAGCCCACAAUAAACAAACUAUCCAAUCACAUGGGUGGAGAGGAUAACAAAGAACCAGCGUGACUUUCAAACAGUGCUCCCCACACUAGAAACAGAGCUCCCCACAGGAGAAACAGCGCUCCCGACAUGAAACCCAAGGCUCCACACACAAAUUCUCUGAACUUUGACAAUCAGGAGAAGUGCUGAGGAAGUAGUUAUGACUCGAGAAAUUAACUGUAGCAAAUGCUAUCAAGUUAGUGGAUAAACUGUUCUAGGAAUAGAAUAUAACUUCCUGUUUUAGUGUGUAAGAAAUGUAUUUUGUUUGUUGAAAUGUGCAACUCAAAGGAGGUGUCUCAUAAAUGCAGAGAAUUUGAUCAUUGCCCCAUUUCUGAGUUAAUUUGAAUAUAUAAUCAGUUGAGGUUGAUAACAUAUUAUUAGUUUGGUAGAUCACGUCCAAGCUAAAUAAAUUCACAUAGUAAAACUAAUUUGCUAAAUUAGGUACUGGAAUGUUGGAUUCCGUUCUGAACGGGAAGUUGAAUUAAUUCUCGUGCAUUUUGAUAUGAAACAUGAUCGAUUAAAACGAGAAACGAGUAUUGAAAAUACUAAUGCAAAGUAGACACUUUGUGUGAUCAGUCAUAAUUAAUAUUAGUGUAUUAAUCAUGUAUGCUAAUAAUGUUAUGGUCGUUGUAAUCGUUUGACUAUGGAAUCAAUGAACUGUACACUAUUGACGUAUAUCUCUAACCAAUCACCUUUCCUUUCUGUAAUAUUAGAUUAGUUGUACACCCUUUCUAUUCUUAAAUAAAAUAUUGUUUUAUAUUUCUGACACGUUGCGUGAAUGUCGAUUAUUGUCAA
Messenger RNA from Acipenser ruthenus (sterlet), 8932 nucleotides. RefSeq names its product G patch domain-containing protein 8-like. Gene Ontology annotation, cellular component: nucleus. Lineage: Eukaryota; Metazoa; Chordata; Actinopteri; Acipenseriformes; Acipenseridae. The transcript has 4 exons. The record is from RefSeq and is a predicted model, not a curated record. The coding region runs from base 689 to 4537 and encodes 1282 amino acids.